Podospora pseudocomata is the source of this 2388-nucleotide messenger RNA. RefSeq lists its product as uncharacterized. The transcript has 3 exons. Lineage: Eukaryota; Fungi; Ascomycota; Sordariomycetes; Sordariales; Podosporaceae. The record is from RefSeq and is a predicted model, not a curated record. Bases 1 to 2388 code for a protein of 795 amino acids.
AUGUCUGGACGUGGCAGAGGUCGCGGCAGAGGUGGCGCUGGCACCGACACAGGUGCAGGUCGCGCCCGGCGUUCGACUCGACAGGCCGCCGCUGUACAGCAGCAAGAACAAAGUGAGCCCACCCCAAGCAUCAACACCCAGUCUCCUGCUCAGCAGAGCAACCAAGCCAUUCCGUCUCAGGAUGGGCUCAUGGGACCCCCCCCGCCUCCGGGCAUUAAGAAUGUCCAAGGUCCAAGCGUGUACCAGUUCUCACGAAGAGGCGCUCCCCGAAGUGAACGCGGCGGAAGUCUGGCAAGCCUCAACAGCGUUGCUGUCAGUGACUCUGUGUACACAGCAAUGACAUCCCAGGCGGAUCAUCUGAGUGCUGCUUCGGGAACCCCCAUACGCCCAAUUAAUGUGCCAGUUCGAGCCACAAGUGUCCCGUUUUCUGUGAAGUACGAGACCCCUGGCAAGCGGGCGCGUCAAACUGUGUUCAUGACCCGCAGAUUACGCGACCUCAAAAACACAAGCGUCGAGUUCUUUGAGCAUCUCUGCACUGAUCAAGACAAUGAAGGAUGGGAGGAAGCCCAUGAGCAGAUCCGCUUUAUCUAUGAUGCUUUCCGGAGGGUUUACGUUGGUAAGAACAGCGAGCCUACCAUUGAUCCCUCCUUUGUUCUUGAAGCCAUGGGGCACCACGAAGGCACUCCAGCAUGGUACGAGGCUUACCGGACUGUUUACCUCGCCAAUCUCGCCGCGCUUCUUCAAGACAUCCAGACAACGGAGCAGCAGGAUUACUUGCCUCUCCUUCAGUCCUGGGAAGAUGACUUCCCCAAGUUUUACAUACCAAAGGACCAGGACAUUGCGGGUGUUUCUGAGAUGGUGAUCGAUAUUCGGACACAGCUCUCAAUCUUCACCCUCAAGAAGUUCCGACAAGAUGGCUCCAUCGACUUUCAUCCAUACGAAACGAUUGCCAAGAUUUGGAGCGGCGAGGAUAUUUCGGCCAGCAAAGUGGAAGCUGCCUUGGGAGGAAACCAGGAUGAGCUUCAACUGAGACCUGUUGACCCUGAGGACCCCGACUCAGCGCUGCACAGUGAGAGAGCGUGGACGCGGCUCAGAUCGCUGUGCGAGCACUUUCUCAAUCAACAUUUGACGCCUGGUACCGAAGACGCUUUCGACCAAGCACUCAAGCAACUUCAGUCCACUUAUGACUUCUCUGAGUUUGUCAAACAUCUCCGCGCGUUGGUCGAGGACAGCUUCCUCCGUACCAAGGAGGCUUUGGAUGCUGCGGAACUCCCUCUGCCUGGCCAGUCAUCCGAUGCGAGUAGGAUUGACUCGCAGAUUCAAACCCAACUGGAAGCCGACAUGGCUCAAGAUCCUGCUUCGUCAUACAACGUCGGCUACCCUUCCUCAUUGCCGACUUACCCAAGGAUCCCCUAUCCGGAGUUUAGCCAAGAGUCGAGCCCUGGAUUCAGUGAUCAGGCGCCGCGAAGCGGUUUCCAGAACGGAGCUAUCUACGCUCAGUCUGCCGCACAGGUGACGACGACAACCGGCGGUAGGAAGAAACGCGGGGCAGCUGCUGCGGAUGCCAGCGGUGACCAGGAGAAUACUCAGCCGAAGAAGCGUGCUAGACGCAAGAAGAAUGCCGAUGCAGAGUCCGACCCGUCUGCCAACGGCCAAGUCGUUCCUGUCCAGCCGGCAGCUCCCAUUCAGUACCCCCCUCUCCCCGGUACUCAGCUGGAGCCCGAUUUUGAUGCUCUCACUCAGCGAUCCAAGGAGAUAUCGGCUGCCAAUCGGAAGGCCAGAGAGCCGCAAGUGCGCUCUGCCUGGGUGCGGAAUGAUGUUCGGGAGUUGGUCAAGGCUGUUCACACAUACGGCUGCAAGUGGAGUGUUAUCGAGAAGCAAAUCAAGGAGGGAAAUAUUCAUUUCGAGCGGCCUCGGGAUCAGCAGGCCCUCCGUGACAAGGCGCGCUUGCUGAAGCAAGAUUUCCUCAAGGUCGAUGGCGUUCUCCCCCAGGGCUUUGAUCUCGUCGUGCUGGGGAAGAAAGAGAGAGAAGCCGUCAAAGCUUGCGGCAAGAACCCGGACCGCAAAGAAUCUGAUCUCGAUGCCAACGGCCAUCCAAUCAACACGGAAUUCGGCGAUUCCGUCACCGCCGCGGCCCAUGCGGCACCUGUUGCGCAGAUGGACGCGCUUCCUUCUCCCCCGCCCCACGAUCCCCAACUUCUCCAAGGUGCUGUGCAUGGCGUGCAGGACAACGAUAUCGGUAUGGAUGGCGGCCAAGAUGGCAUGCAAGAUAAUGGGUUUUCCGAGCACGGUAAAUCCGAAGCUGACCCGGUACACGACCCGGCGAUGGACGCCUCUGCCGAAGCUCAGCCUGUGAUCUCGGACCUGCAGCCACUUACAACUGUCUAG